AUGGUGCCAGCAGAGGCGCAGAAUGAGACGGAUGCCAGGUUGCCGCCAGGUCUCCUCACUUCGACCUUAGUCAUGUCCCUCAAAACCAUGCGCCCUAUAUAUAAAAGCGAUUUCGUGGAUGAAGAAACUCUCGAGACACUCUACGACCAAGUACUCGUCGAAAUCUACGAACGGGCUGGUGUCACUAGUUUCCUUCACGGACAUCUUCCCAACUACCACAAAGCUACUCGCAAGAUGUUAAUGAGUGGCCAUGGUCUGCUUGGGCCAGACUAUUCGCGAAGUCCCCCCAACUACAGGACUUUCCGCAGACAGGCCGAACACGUCUCUGAAGUCGAGAAAGCAAAAGUCUCCCCUGCCGUCCUCGAGGGUUGCUUAACCAGAACAACGUUUCGAUGA
Messenger RNA from Fusarium oxysporum Fo47, 396 nucleotides. RefSeq lists its product as uncharacterized. Lineage: Eukaryota; Fungi; Ascomycota; Sordariomycetes; Hypocreales; Nectriaceae. The record is from RefSeq and is a predicted model, not a curated record. The transcript has a single exon. The coding region runs from base 1 to 396 and encodes 131 amino acids.